Dufourea novaeangliae is the source of this 1396-nucleotide messenger RNA. RefSeq names its product tRNA pseudouridine synthase A, mitochondrial (gene Pus1). Gene Ontology annotation, cellular component: nucleus. NCBI's taxonomy places the organism in Eukaryota, Metazoa, Arthropoda, Insecta, Hymenoptera, Halictidae. The record is from RefSeq and is a predicted model, not a curated record. The transcript has 6 exons. Gene Ontology annotation, biological process: tRNA pseudouridine synthesis; mRNA pseudouridine synthesis. Bases 70 to 1341 code for a protein of 423 amino acids. Gene Ontology annotation, molecular function: RNA binding; pseudouridine synthase activity.
AACGUGCAUAUUUAAAUAGGAAGAACUUUUUAAAUUGAUUCUAAGAGCAUUUUUAAAUAUUUUGCUCAAAUGAUUCGCAGUUUAAAGUAUAGCUGUGAAAACAAUAAUUUACCCUUGUUUCAUUUAAUAAGACUCCAAUUUGAUAAUAUUUUUUGUAAAAACAUGUCUGUUGAAACCAGUGAAAAUAUCCAAAACACGAAUGAUGUUCAAAGUAAUAAAAGACAUGUAACUGAUGAGGACGAUGAAAUUGCACUGAAAGUGCCAAAGGUAGAGGAAGAAGAAAUUACAAAAGUGGAGAGACCUAAAACAAGCAAAUAUGUAUUAAUGAUGGGUUAUCUUGGGAGAGAUUAUUUUGGAAUGCAAAGGAAUCGUGGUCAGAAAACGAUAGAAGAGGAUUUACUGACUGCUUUAUUUAAAUCUGAAUUAAUUACAAAGACACAAUUUGAAGAUAUUCGGGAAAUUAAAUUUCAGAGAGCUGCGAGGACAGAUAAAUCUGUGUCAGCAGUUAGACAAAUUGUUUCUUUGAAGCUACCAAGACAUGUAAAUAGAGAGAUAAUAAAUGAACAGCUUCCCAAGGAAAUUAGGAUAUUUGGUGUAAAAAAAGUGACAAAAAAUUUUAAUAGCAAAAUUCAGUGUGAUGCAAGAACAUAUAGAUAUGUUAUUCCCACAUUUGCAUUGGCUCCAGAAGAUCCACAAUUUUUAGAAACAAAAGAAGAAAUAGACCCAGAUAAACGUCUUGAACAGCUUUCUAUGAUAGAUGGCAAACCAUAUACUGAAUAUCGGUUAACCAGUGAUAUGCUUGAUAAACUUAAUGAAACUCUAAAAUUAUUAGAAGGCACACAUAAUUUCCAUAAUUUUACAGGAAAAAUAAGACCAGAAGAUCCAAGCGCUUACCGAUAUAUUAUGUAUUUUCGUUGUAUCGAAACAUUUGUUGCAAAUGACAUAGAAUUUGCAGUAUUGGAAAUUAAAGGACAAAGUUUCAUGUUACAUCAGAUUAGAAAAAUGGUAUCAAUGGUUGUGGGAAUAUCUAGAAACAUAAUUAAAAAUGACACUAUUAAAGAUGCAUUUGCAUUAGAAAAAAUUGAUAUUCCUAUUGCACCAGGCCUUGGAUUAAGUUUACAUCAUGUACAUUAUAAGUAUUAUAACAGAAAGUAUGGAAAUGAUGGAAUUCAUGAAAUAUUAGAUUGGCAAGAAUGCGACCAAGAAGUGGAAAAAUUUUAUAAGGAUUACAUAUUGAAGAGUAUAGUAGAUACAGAAGCAACAGAAAAAAUAACAUUGCACUGGUUGACAUGUUUUCUUACACCGCUGAGGUUUGCAUACAAAGUUACUGUAGCAGAAUAAUAUGAAUAUACUAAAAUUAUGCUGUAUUUAUAUGUUAAACAUGUAUAAAAUAUAC